Molecule: messenger RNA, 2714 nt
Organism: Poecilia reticulata (guppy)
Lineage: Eukaryota; Metazoa; Chordata; Actinopteri; Cyprinodontiformes; Poeciliidae
Gene: dtnba
Product: dystrobrevin, beta a
Biological process (GO): synaptic signaling
Cellular component (GO): synapse; plasma membrane
Molecular function (GO): zinc ion binding
Source: RefSeq, a predicted model, not a curated record
UUCAUCGCAGCAGCAGCAACCGGUGCAGUAGCUGCUGCGGGCGGGUGUGGAGGGUGACAAACAUGGCUCUUUCCGGAAAUAAAUAACGGGACUGGUGAAAGAUAACAUCCUAACUCAGGUGGAGGUCACAAAAAAGCGAAGAGGGAGUGAAGAAACUUCAAGUCGGUGUCACACGGGCUUCUGUGUUGAUGUAUUUGGACGCGAAUACCUGCCGAAAAAUAGUCCCGCUGUCCUGCAUUGAAGACCCCCUCUGGUCCUGUUUGACCUCCUGACACUGAGAGGAUGGUGAUGGCGGAAGGAGCCCAGAGAGACGGAGGGAGGGCAGCGCCAAGAACGGAGGGGAGGCAGAUAUUUGUGGAGCUCGGGGAACAGAACUUUGAUUCCAUUUGUCUCUCUACAUAUCGCACCGCCUGCAAGCUCAGAUUUAUUCAGAAAAGAUGCAACUUGCAUUUAAUUGACAUUUACAACGUGAUCGAGGCGGUGCGGGACGCCGGGCUCAACGCCGUAGAGCUCAACGCCGGGAUCUCCGUUACCAGACUGGAGAACCUGGUUUCCUCCCUGUUCAACCAGCUCAGCAAGCGCCUUCCCACCACACACAUCAUCAACCCGCAGGAGAGCACCGUCCUCCUCGUCGAGUUCAUACUGGCCGCCGUUGACUGUGAGCCAGAAAGCCGUCUGACCGUUCUGUCUGUUAAAGCGAUGCUCUCUAUACUUUGUGGAGGGAAACUGGUGGACAAACUGCGAUAUGUGUUUUCUCAGGUUUCUGACUCCAAGGGAGUCAUGGUUCUGUCCAAGUUUGACAGUUUUCUAAGAGAGGCUCUCAAGCUGCCCACUGCUCUGCAUGAAGGACCGUCCUUCGGAUACACACACACUGUGGCUCGCUCCUGUUUCCCACAGCAGAAACGGGUGAUGCUCAACAUGUUCCUGGACAUCAUGGCUGAGCCUCCGGAGUGUCUGGUCUGGCUGCCGCUGAUGCACCGCAUGGCCAACGUGGAGCAAGUCUAUCAUCCGGUUUCCUGCUCCUAUUGCCGUAGCAACGGGAUUACUGGCUUCCGCUACCGCUGCCUCCGUUGCCGCGGUUACCAGCUGUGCCAGAACUGCUUCUGGCGUGGAAAUGCCAGCGGCUCUCACASCAACCAGCACCAGAUGAAGGAGCACUCCUCCUGGAAAUCUUCUGCGAAGAAGUUUGGUCGCGCCCUGAGCCGGACGCUGGGCUGCGUGUCGUCAAGGGAACCGCCCCACCCGAUUUACCCCGAGGAGCCCGAGCGGACCCUUAACCUCACCAACAUCGUCCCCUCCAGACCGAUUGGGAACACCAAUGAGGCCAUGUUGCUGUCUUCAGCGGUACCAGAGUCGUCCAAGAGCUUGGCAGCAGCUCAGAGGAUGAACGAGGAACACGCUCUGAUUGCAGCGUAUGUGAAUCGACUGCAGAGCGGCCCCUGUGGCGUCGACAGUCCCGGCAGGCAGGAUGAGGAGCACAAACUUAUCGCUCGCUACACGUCUCGACUGGCAGAGACAGAAAGCACAGGGAUGAUUCCAACAAGGAGCAUCAACUUUGAUGUGAACAAACAGAAGAGGGAGCUCAUCGCUCAGCUGGAGUGUAAAAACAGAGAGAUCUUGGCAGAAAUCAAACAUCUCCRUGCCGAGCAUGACGCAGCGUGUCAGCCGAGCCCAGAGCGGUGCAGCACCAACCCGGCUCUCCUCGCCGAGCUGCGGCAGCUCCGACAGAGGAAAGACGAACUGGAGCAGAGGAUGUCGUCUCUGCAAGAGAGCAGGAGGGAGCUGAUGGUGCAGCUGGAGGGGCUGAUGAAGCUGCUCAAGGAUGAGGAACAGCGACAGGCAGCGCAGGCGGCCGGUUCUUCUCACGCCUCCCCGUCUCGACCCAGCCCGUCCGCCAUCCGCCCGGUCGGCGCUCCGUCUCCUCACGCUCACAUGUACCUCCCUCAGGACUCCCUCGCCGGGGUCGGAGGUGACGUACAGGAGGCCUUUGCUCAAGGGUCGAGGAGGAACCUGAGGAACGACCUGCUGGUCGCCGCCGACUCCAUCACCAACACCGUGUCGUCGCUGGUCAGAGAGCUGCACUCCGAUGAAGGCCGAGAGGAAGAGGAGCGGUUGCUGAAUGGGAAAGACAGAGCAGGUUAAAAAGCUGGCAGGAAACGAUGAACCGAUGUUUCAUUACGGCCAAAGACGACGUUAACGGUCAGCAGAGGGAGGAGUCGAUCUUCUACGCCAAUCAACCAAUCACGAUGCUGGACACCAAACGACCGCCGCGGGUCUCUACUGAUGUAUAGUUGUGAUUUUUGUGUGUUUUUGAUUUGAUCUCGCUUGAUCCAAUGGGGAAUCUGAAACCUGCUGAUGAGUACUGUAGCAUGUUUAUUUGGAGGAGGAAGGAAGUGGAGGAAGUGAGAGGCAGGACGCGUCUGGGAAGGAGUUUUUUUAUGGAUUAGAAAGAUGAUGAAGAAGAAAACUGGAGGACAAAAUGAAAGUUGAAGAAGAGAAAGGUGAGCUGAUAAAGUUUGAGCACUGUGUGCUUCGUAUUUAUUGCUUUGACUUGUUUUUCUUUUUGCCUCGUAUUCGUUCAGUUUGACAGCUUUAUGUGUAUAUGAGAGUAGUCAGAUCCUGCUGAGAUGUUUAAGCUUUAGGGGACUAAAUCCCACCAAGUUCCCACAUAUUGUUGAGAUAAUAAACAAUAAAAUGUACAAAUGUGUAGACGA